This is a messenger RNA of Amphiprion ocellaris (clown anemonefish), 6291 nucleotides long. It is a transcript of the gene atg16l2, whose product is annotated as protein Atg16l2. Gene Ontology annotation, cellular component: autophagosome membrane. The record is from RefSeq and is a predicted model, not a curated record. Gene Ontology annotation, molecular function: protein binding. The coding region runs from base 196 to 2037 and encodes 613 amino acids. NCBI's taxonomy places the organism in Eukaryota, Metazoa, Chordata, Actinopteri, Pomacentridae. The transcript is spliced from 18 exons. Gene Ontology annotation, biological process: autophagosome assembly; negative stranded viral RNA replication.
GGCGCUGAUUGGCUGAGAACCCGGCAGCAGCAGCGCGAGCUCCCGUCACAGUGACUCGAGUGACAAACAAAAAGUUAAAAACCCACAAAUAAACAACAGCAGAGAGGAAGAAACAACAACAACAACAUGGCGGCGCCGCGCAGCUCCGAGUAGCUCAAGCCGCUCAGGGAGCUCCUUCAGCGGGGAGCGGACACCAUGGAUCCCAGCGGAGGCUCGCAGCGGAGCGGCCGUCUCCAGGCUCCAGAAGGCGGCGGCGGGUCGCAGCCGUGGAGGAGACACAUCGUCCGGCAGCUGCAGCACCGAGACCGGAGGCAGCAGGCCAUGUUCCAGGACCUGAUCCGCUGCUACUCUCGGCUGUUGGAGAAAACCAGUCUGGCUCAAGGCCUCCUGAGCUGCUCCGUCAGGCCUCCCUCCGCUGACUCCCUGACGUCGCUGCUGCAGCAGAGCAGUCAGCUGAAGAAGACGACCGGAGAGCUGGCCUAUCAGGUGGUAGAGCUGCAGCAGCAGAUUAAAAUCAAAGAACGUGUUCUGGACCAACAACAUGCCAGGCUGCAGGAGGACAAGCGGCGGCGUGAGGGUGCGCUGGAUGAGCAGCGGGCGCUGCAGGAGCAGGUGGAGUGGGUACAGCAGCAGAACGGGGCGCUGAAGACAGACUACGAUGGCCUGCUGGAGCGCCAGAGGGGGGCGGAGUCACGACUCAGGGAGGAGAAGGUCCGAGGAGGACACCUGCUGGAGGACAUGAUCCACCUGAAGCAGCAGGCCGCCGCCCGCAUGAACAGCCGCAACGAGCGCAGGUCCAGGUGUGUGCUUUGUCACGGAGUGGUUUUCUCGUCUGGUUUCUGCUCCAGAGCUCGAGAGGCGAACCUCCAGAAGCAGCUUCAGACGGCGGCCAGGUCAAAGGUCACGUUGGACAGCUCGUCCAAUGCUCCCACCUCCAGAUCAACGUCUCCAAAGAACGACGACCUGGACGAGUCGAUGGAACCACGAAGAACUCGACUGUUCAGGUCGGCGUCGGCGACGUCUCCAAGGAUCUUCACCUCCAUCAGAGAGAUGUUUGGCAGGAAGAGGCGUGGCCACUCGGUCUGCAGUCUGGAGGAGGAUCUGGUGUUUCCGGUUGGAUUCUGUCUGUCGGCCAGAGUUCCAGUCAGAGCGCUGCAGGUUCUGGAGGCCCAUGAGCAGGGUAUCAACGCCGUCAGAUUCAGCUCCAGCUCCGACCUUCUGGCCACCGGAGGAACCGACCGGGUCCUGAAGCUGUGGGAGGUCCGAGCAGGCUCACUGGCUCCCAGGGCGACACUGGACGGCAGCACCGAGGGCAUCACCUGCGUGGAGUUCGACCCGGCGGGCUUCAGGGUCCUCGCCGCCUCCUACGACAAGUCAGCCAUCUUGUGGCGCCUGGACGACUCCGUCCCCAAGGUGACUCUGACGGGUCACAGCAGGAAGGUGACGGCCGCCAGGUUCAGCAGCGUCCUCCAUCAGGUGGCGACAGGAAGCGCCGACCGCACCGUCCGCCUCUGGGACCUGCACCGGGCCGCAUGUGUUCAGUUAGUUGACGUGGCGUCAUUUUGCAGUGACUUGGUGUGUUCAGAGAACUGCAUCAUCAGUGGACACUACGACUGCAAGAUCAGAGUCUGGGACACCAGGGCUUCCAGCUGCGUUCAGGAACUUCCUGCUCAGGGUCGAGUCACCUCAUUGGACCUCAGCUCCGACCAUCGCCAGCUGCUCAGCUGUUGCCGUGACGACUGUCUCCAGCUGAUCGACCUGAGGAGGUGGAGCCACAACAGGAUGUGCUUCAGAUCUGAGGGCUUUAAAUGUGGCAGUGACAGCACCAAAGCAGUGAUCAGUCCAGACAGCUGCUACCUGGCAGCCGGGUCAGCAGAUGGCGCCGUUUACAUCUGGAACGUCUCAACCGGCAACCUGGAGACCCGCCUACCGGACAAACACAGUUCUUCCAUCAGCGCCGUGUCCUGGUCUCUGUCCGGCGAAUACGUCGUCAGCGUGGACAAGAGUAGGCGGGCCGUCCUCUGGAGCGACAUCUGAGAUGACCAAUUGGGAGAGGAGGCCUCGUCGUCACGGCAACAGCACGACUGGACUUCACAAGAACAACCUGAGCUGAGAGCUGUUGACAGGACUUUCAGGAAGCUGCUGCUGGUUUCUGGGAUUUAAGUGAAACUUCCUGCUUCUUUUUCUGCUUUUAACGAGGAACAUUAACACGGAAUUAACGAAGGGAACAUGGAGAGUUUACACAUGAGGGAAGGGAACGAAGGGAACCCUGCAAACAGAACAUCUGGAGACCUUUAAACUUCAUUAGGAGACCAAAGAUCUGGAAAAUGAAUUUAUAAAACAACAUAAAGCAUUAAAAAAUUUAAAUGUAAUAAAUCUAAAAUCAUGAAAUAUGAACGGCACUGAACAUGUCUGAGAUAAAAGCUUCUGAUUGGACGACGGUAGAGCAACUUCCUCUGGUUCCACUGUAGAUCCAAACAUGAACUCAGACACUAGAACCAACAGUUACUGGACCUAACUCUGGUUCUGUGGAGGAAACAGAACCAGGGAGGUUUUUUCUGUUAGAACAUCUGGAGAACUUUAUGGUGCUGAUGAUGAAAUUGGAGGAGGAGAAGCUGCUGGACGAGAACAUCGAGAAGAAAACGCAUUUGACCAAUCAGCAUCCAGAUUCUCAGCAGCACCUGAAGGAGGAACUUCAGACUGCCGUUUUACAGAGAUGGGUCGUGGAACACGUUCUACAGAUGUGGUUCCUGUCGUAAAGGUUCUACAGAUGUGGUUCCUGUCAUAAAGGUUCUACAGAUGUGGUUCCUGUCAUAAAGGUUUGACAGAUGUGGUUCCUGUCAUAAAGGUUCUACAGAUGUGGUUCCUGUCAUAAAGGUUCUACAGAUGUGGUUCCUGUCAUAAAGGUUCGACAGAUGUGGUUCCUGUCAUAAAGGUUCGACAGAUGUGGUUCCUGUCAUAAAGGUUCUACAGAUGUGGUUCCUGUUUUAAAGGUUCUACAGAUGUGGUUCCUGUCAUAAAGGUUCUACAGAUGUGGUUCCUGUCGUAAAGGUUCUACAGAUGUGGUUCCUGUUAUAAAUGUUGUAAAGGUUCUACAGACGCGGUUCCUGUUUUAAAGGUUCUACAGUUGUGGUUCCUGUUAUGGAACCAAGACGAGUUCUCUUUAGAUUAAACCGAAAACUAGGACAUGAGCUUCAUCAGGAGAAACCAGAGAAACACUGACUGAGAACAUUACCUGAGUUAGAUGAGUUAGAUGUCCUCCAUGUCUUCAGGACCAGAGGUCAGCAGAUGAGCUCCUCCAGGAUGAACUAAUCCAGGAUGAGCUCUUCUGUGUGGACUAACCUGGUUCCUCAGCUAAUAGAGAGUGGCAAUCAUUCCUGCAGAGGUUCCGGUUCCUCACUGUUCUGUGUUCUGAGGUUAAGGGACCAUUUUUUAUUUUAACUUAAAGCCAAAUUCUGGUUUCUUGAUGCUGUUUUGUUGUGUUUCGUGUUUAGAACUCAGUCUUCAGGUCACAGUAGCCUCCAUUAGAAACAACCGGACUUCUGCUUGGUUCUUAAAGAUGUGGAACCCACAGAAACACUGAUGAGGACCUGAGAACACAGCCGUUCAUCCCUCAUCAGGCACUUUAAACGUUCCUCCCCAGGCAGGCACACAAAACAACACAAAACCAACACAAACACACACAGAGACACAAAACAACCACAAAGAUGCACAAAUCCAACACAGAACCAGCGCAAAGAGACAUAAAACAACACAAAACCAACACAGAGACACAAAACAACCACAAAGACACACAAAUCCAACACAAAACCAGCACAAAGAGACAUAAAACAACACAGACACAAAACAACCACAGAAUAAAUCUGUGGAUGUUCUCAGUCAGUUGCUUGACAACUCUCUGUCUGAGAGGACCAACCUCUCCCCCGAACAGGUGUGUGACCUCCUUAACCUUUGCCUCAGCACCACUUAUUUCCAGUACAACAAUGGUUUCUACAGGCAAAAACACGGCUGUGCCAUGGGAUCCCCUGUAUCCCCCAUUGUAGCUAACCUGUACAUGGAAGAAAUGGAGAUUGUGGCACUGAGAACAUUCAGUGGCCACUCCCCGAGGCACUGGUUCAGAUAUGUGGAUGACACAUGGGUCACCAUCAGGAAGGGUGAGGUCGAACCUUUCACAGAACACCUCAACUCGGUGGAUAAAAACAUCAAGUUCACAAGAGAGGAUGUCCAAGACAACUGUCUGGCAUUUCUAGAUUGCGUGGUACGCAUUGAAACCAAUGGGGAACUCAACAUUGAGGUCUACAGAAAACCCACUCACACAGACCAGUACCUCCUGUUUGAUUCACACCACCCACUAGAACACAAGUUGGGGGUGAUCCGUACCUUAAAGCACAGAGCACAGAACAUCCCAUCAGAAGCGGAUGGAAAAAGAAGGGAACACAAACAUAUUCACUCUGCUCUUCAAACUUGUGGCUAUCCAAACUGGGCUUUUAUCAAAACAGCAAAAAAGCACAGGGAGGAUAAGAAAGACGAGGACCACAAAAAGAGAAACAACAUUGUCAUCCCCUAUGUGGCAGGAAUUUCAGAGAAACUCAGGAGGAUCUUUAACACCCACCAGAUCCCAGUACACUUCAAGCCCAGCAACACUCUGAGGCAAAAGCUGGUCCAUCCCAAGGACAAAAUUCCAAGGGAGAAACAGAGCAAUGUGGUGUACGCAGUGCAGUGCAAUGAGGAAUGCUCUGACCUGUACAUUGGAGAGACUAAGCAGCCAUUACACAAGCGCAUGGCACAACACAGGAGGGCCACGACCACAGGCCAGGACUCAGCAGUCCACCUCCACCUCAAGGAGAAGGGGCACUCCUUUGAUGACCACAAGGUGCGCAUUCUAGCCAGAGAGGACAGAUGGUUUGAGAGAGGGGUAAAAGAAGCCAUUCAUGUCAAACUAGAACGGCCAUCUUUGAACAGAGGAGGGGGCCUCAGACACCACUUGUCUCCCACUUACAACGCCGUUCUUAGAGCCCUCCCAAGGAGGUGCAGCCAUCUGUCCCACUUGCAGUCAGGUGACCCCCAACCACCCUCCUAGAGGGCUGGGAGGGGUAACGACCGCCCAUCAAAGGCUAACGACUCACAUUAACACCUAACGAGUCUGUUGGUUUCGGGUCUUUGUCCACUUGUUUUUGCCACCACCCUCCUGGUGGAUAAAUAUCUGGUACUCCCCACCAGGCUUUCAGAACUGAAGAAGCCUCUUGGAUGAGAGGUGAAACGUUUUCGACUCACACGAGGUUAGUCCAGUUGCCAUAACUUAUGCUUGCUUGAGACUAACCACAGAAUAACACAAAACAACCACAAAAUAACACAAAAACACUACAGAGACACACAAAACAGCAAAAAACCAACACAAAUACAUGCAAAACCACAAAAUUACACAAAAACACCACAGAGACACACAAUAACAAAAUCAACACAAAGAGACAUAAAACAACACAAAACCAACACAAAUACACACAAAGAAACAAAAACACCACAAAGACACAGAAAACCAACGCAACAAAACCAACACAACACAAAACCAACACAGACACACACAAAGAGACAUAACACAAAACCAACACAAAGACACAAAACCAGCACCAAAAUAACACAAAUCCAACAAAAAGACACACAAAACCAACACAGACACACAAAACCAGCACCAAAUAACACAAAACCAACACAAAAUAACACUAAAUCAGCACAAAGACAUAGGCAGUUUUUCUAGCAUUAGCACAGUUAGCUUCCUGAGUGAAGGUGGACCAACGAGAACCAAUCAGAAGUCCAGGUUCUGAAGAUCUGAGGACUGUUUUCUGUUUCUAUUUAUUUGCUGAGAUGUUGUUGCUCAGACCUUCGGUGGAUUCGAAAAGAGAAUUUUAGUGUAACUGAUGACACAAACUGCUGCUUUUUAAUGAAGUUAUCUUUCAUUCUUGUGACUCAGAUGUUUUCAGAUGUUCUGCAUUAAUCAGCUGUUUGGUCUGAAAUGUUCCUCAGAGGUUCCUCAGAGGUUCCUCAGAUGUCUGGUUCAGUCCAGAGAUGUUCGGGUUUCUGUCCCAGAGUAAAUGAAGCAGGCAGUGAUGGGUGAAGGUUUGGAGAUCAGCGCCCCCUGCUGGAAACACUCUGUUCUAACUGUAUUCACUAAUCCCACUGUUCGCUGAAUGUUGGAGCUUCAUCACAGGAAUACUGAGAUUACUGGAAUAACCGUUUUACUGCAACGUCUCGGAAACAGAGAAAAUAAUCAAAUAAAGCUGUCAGUGGAACUCA